AUGGAUGCUACUACGCCAUUAAUUGCAGCUGACAAUCUCCUUCAUGGAAGAAGAAGUACCCCAGCACUAUCUACAUACGACGCAUUAAAAGUCGAUUUACAUUAUGUUCUACUUUCCUCACCACUGAAUGUACUUCUACUUUUCGUUCCGUUAGGUAUAGUAUGGGGUUAUUUUGAAGUGUCUCAUACAUGGACUUUUAUCUUUAAUUUCUUGGCCAUUAUUCCAUUGGCUGCCAUUCUAGCUUAUGCAACAGAAGAGUUAGCUGAAAAAGCAGGUAGUACUGUUGGUGGUCUGCUAAAUGCAACAUUUGGUAAUGCUGUUGAAUUAAUAGUCUCUAUUAUUGCUUUAAAAGAAGGUCAAGUCAGAAUUGUUCAAGCCUCUAUGCUAGGUAGUUUACUAUCUAAUUUACUAUUAGUACUUGGGUUUUGUUUCCUAUUUGGUGGUUGGAAUAGAAUUCAACAAACAUUUAAUCAAACUGCUGCUCAAACUAUGUCCUCAUUACUUGCUAUUUCAUGUGCCUCUCUACUGAUCCCAGCUGCUUUUAAAGCCUCAUUACCGACCGGUAAAGAAGACGGCUUGAUUGAUGAAAAGAUCUUAGAGCUAAGUAGAGGUACUUCAAUCAUUUUAUUAACUGUUUACGUGCUCUUCUUAUACUUCCAAUUGGGAUCUCAUCAUGCGCUAUUUGAAGAACAAAUUGAAGAGACUGAAGAAGUACUUGGUCAAAUAUCUUCUAAACCACCUCAUUCUUUGUCUAUUAGAUCAUCAAUUUCGUUUUUAUUAGGUGCCACAAUUCUGGUCUCUGUAUGUGCUGAUUAUCUGGUUGGUACUAUCGAUGGUAUUGUUGAAUCUACUGGUCUAUCUAAGACAUUCAUUGGUUUGAUCUUGAUUCCUAUUGUUGGUAACGCUGCAGAGCAUGUCACAUCCGUGAUGGUAGCAAUCAAGGAUAAGAUGGAUCUUGCAUUGGGCGUUGCUAUUGGUUCCUCUUUACAAAUUGCGUUAUUCGUAACACCAUUUAUGGUUCUAGUUGGUUGGGUUAUUGAUGUUCCAAUGACAUUAAAUUUCUCUACGUUUGAAACUGCCAUUCUAUUCGUUUCAAUAUUAUUAUCUAAUUAUUUGAUUUUAGAUGGUGAAUCUAACUGGAUGGAGGGUGUUAUGUCUUUAGCAAUGUACUUGCUAAUUGCUCUAGCAUUCUUCUAUUAUCCUGACGUUGAAACUUUUGGAGCAUAA
Messenger RNA from Maudiozyma saulgeensis, 1227 nucleotides. Lineage: Eukaryota; Fungi; Ascomycota; Saccharomycetes; Saccharomycetales; Saccharomycetaceae. The record is from the annotation of a GenBank genome assembly.